UGCGCUCGAGUUUCCUUUUUAAAUAUUGACAUGCCAGUGUUAACAAUUCACACUCGGAACAACGCGGCCGACUAAAGAAACUUGAUGCGUUUGAAACGCCUUCUUGAUUUGAGAGAGAACAAAAGUACUGUGCAAGCUGACUGUUUGUAUAUUUUUCUUAAUGAAUGCCUUACGGAGCCUAGUGAUAUGUAAGGGCAGAUAAUUCAGUAUUCACUUAACUGUUGUUCGCAAGACACCGAACUGGGAGACUUUUCCUGUAAUACCGAGCGCCAGAUCUGUGUCAGACUUGCUCCUUUUAAUGUGAACGCUUCUGGAUUACUUUAAAAUCAUAGGGAUGGUUACUGAGACUGUUUUACUGUGAGUCGAGAGCAUUCGGGCGGCGUGAAUGUGCAUCUGUGAUGUGGUUUGAGGUAGCUGGUGAGUCACCUUCCUCUUCUAACUCACCUGAGCGGAGCCAGGUAUUACGUGUGUUGUGUUUCUUGACAAAGCCACGUAAUGCUACUUGAGAACUCCUAAUUAUCACGUAGCUGUCAUUACAGGCUGUGAAGGUAGUGUCGAGCAUUAACGUGUUUACGCUGUAGGGUCUAGUGCGCCCUCAGUCAUCGAAGUUCGGUUCAGAGAGUCAGCCCUGUGCGGCAGGCACCUCGGGUUCUUCCAGGCUGGCUUCCUUCUGUCCGGGCCGGGAGCUAACUGAGGAAAAAUAUAACUUUGGUGCUCCUGGGAGAACUUAAGAUCUUUCCAAUUAGUCUCUCCUCCGCCCUACUGCCUUUUUCUGCUUGAAGCCCAUUUCUUCUGUCGUUAUGUAGUUGCUGUGAUGGUGUAUAGCCGUAAAGAGCUGAUUUUAUUUGGAAAAUAAGUUCAUGUUAAUGGCAGGAUGCAUAUUAAUGUAAUAAAUUCAGUUAAUAAGAUUUUAUGUCCAAGUGCUCCUACUAGCAAUGUUGAAAAGGAAAUGAAGAAAGCAAUGCAGGCAAAGUUCUUUCUCUAAAUGAAUUAUUUUGACUUAUUUCAAGUGCGGGCUGAAGGAAUCUUAAGCCUUCAUGUGAAUAUGGAGGAUUUACUUGCAAUACAUAAAAUGAUCCCUUACCAUGUGUGAGCAGUGUUAGACAGUAGUGUUUGAUGUGUUAGAAUAGAAGCGGGGAGGCUUCUUUGCAGCAGGAAGGCUGCGGGAGGCUGUUUUAUUCAGAAGAUGACCUUUCAGAGUUUCUUAAAGGCAUAGGAGUGACAUUCGGUUCAUGCAGGCAUAGCCUAAAGCUGCUGAAAAUGAGCUUUACACGAUUGAAAGAAAUCUGUCUAAGCAGAAAUAGUUUGAAGAAUGCUGGUUGCUUGCCAGAAGUCACUGAUUUCAUUUCGGAGUGAUAUGACUGUUCUUAAGACUUGAAAAUGACAGUUGUUUGUAAUUAAAAAGAAAGAUAUAUUUUACUUUAAAAUUUCAUAGAAUUUUGGAGGGAAUUUGUCAGUACAUUAUUUACUUUCAGCAACUCAAGUGGAUGUAGUGACAUAAUUCCUCUCCGAAAUGAUGGCCAUAUUAAACAAUGCCAAGUUACCUUUUGUUGACUGUAGUUUUACUUUGGAUGUCCUGCAAAUAGGGACUGACUUUUCUUUCCUUUAAAGAGGCCACAAAGAAUGCACACAACACAUCUUGGCAUUGAAACUAUAAAGAUGCGUACUACAGAUGUAACAGAUGUAUAGAUGCGUAAUAUAUAGGUGUAUGUUGAUAUAACUGUAAAGCCCAGCCUGGCUGGGUUUGGGUGUGUAGGAAGCUAUGCGUUGCCAUUACAAGAGCGUGGUUUUAGGGACGCGAUGAACCUAACAAAAUGUGACCUCACCUUAUGAAAUCUGUUUCCUUGAAAUAAUGCCUGGUGUUGUUGUCUUGUAACUUCUGAGUAUGUAACUGUAGCGUGAACAUAUUCAUUUUCCUCUAAUAUGUUUGUAGCAGACUUCUUGAAUUAUCUCCAUGGAAUCUUAAGUUAAUGCUCAUUUGCUUGAAUUUACUCCUGAAGUAAAUUGUGUUUUCCUAUUUGCUUUCAUUGCUUCCAUUAUGCCUUGAAAGUAUUGAAGUGCAUAUUUGACGGGAGGUCGAUUUGCCUGCUCUGGUUCCUUUGUUGUAAUUUACUAGCUGCUGUGGGAGGAAAAAACCAGUAUUUUCUGAGCUGCCUUUCCUAUCAGUUCUGCGGAGUCAGGAAAUCUGCAGCCCCUAGCACGAGACAAAAAAAAUGCUGGUGGUACAAGCUUCACUCCAAACCAGGGAAAAAGGAAAAGGAGAGAGGAGAGAUUGAAGUGGAUAUCCAGUUUAUGAGGAGCAACAUGACGGCCAGUAUGUUUGAUUUGUCCAUGAAAGACAAGUCUCGCUCUGCGUUUGGCAAGCUCAAAGACAAGCUCAAAGGAAAGAGGAGCAGUGGGCUUUCUGACACGGCAUCAGAGAUUGUUCCGAGCCCAAGUCACUCCCUAGCUGACAGCGAAGAUGAAUCAAAUGAGAAGGAAAAGAAGAAAUCGAAGUUCAAAACACUGUUUUCCAAACCUGGUCUGCAAAAGACUUCUCUCUCCCAGUCCAUGUCAGUCUUGCCUACACAUCAGCCUGUAACCGAGAAAGUUAGGCUUAGGCCUAGUGACUUUCAGUCGCAAUGGGAUGAUGAGGAAUCUGAGACAUCUCCAACCUCAGACAAAACCUUUAGAAACACCCUUGAAGAGAAGUCAUCUUCCUCUCCUGUAUCUAAAUUUCAUAAAAUAGCAAGUUUGGACAGCAGGCAACUAAACCAAAUAACCACUAGCAAUACCAAGAAAGAAGGUCUCUCUCUAUUUGGUGGCCUUAAAUCCAAAAGUGAUGCUGUUUCCAAGUCUAGUUUGUGUAUCAAUGGCAGCCAUGUUUACAUGGAAGAGAACACGCCUAAGGACAACACUCCAGCCUCUUCCCCAUCCCCUCACAACUUCAGGAGGAAGCAGCUCUUUGCUUCAGAAGAGAACCUGUCUUCCAAAUUUCCUAAAGGACCUGAAGAGACAGGAAGAACAUCUCCUAGCGGUAUUUUAUCUGGGUCUGCGUCGCUGGAGACUUUUAAAUCUAUGAAUUUACCAUCAUAUAAAUUGCUUAGCAGUGAAGAUUACACAGAGACCAAUGUUCCUCUGACUGUUGAUAUUACUAAAGAGAACAAAAAAAUGGACCACAAAAAGUCUGCCUUAUUCUCUCUGGUCACAGGGAAAAAGGAAGCAGUGAAAAGCAGUGAUGUUGAAAGUGUUCCAGACAGGACUUUGAAGGAGGAAGAAACCAAAGUUCCAGAAGAGAAAAGUGAAGAAGAAACCAAACAUCUUGAAAUUCCAACAGAUUUAAGCAAAGGAAAUCCUUCCAAAAAUAGUAAUGAAGAAGAAAUCUUCAAAAAUAAGCAACCACUCAACCCUUUUGAAGAAGACGGGAAACCUGAAAAAGCUGCUGCAUUGGCAAAGACAGCACAGACUAAAGCUGUCAAACCCAGACUGGGCGUGUCUUCAGAGGAGGAAACCAAAGCCACGCUUCCUAUUCUUGCACCUGAUUCCCUUCCUGCUUUCCUUCCUGCACUCCAUAUCAGUAGUGACAAUAACCCUUUUAUUUCUAAAACGGGACAGAAAGUCAAAGUGCCAGACUCUGAAAACAUUACUAGUUCCUCUGCACCUCUUCCUCCUUCUCCUCCUUCUGCUGCAGAGCUUUUGAAUAGCAAGAACCCCUUUAUUUCAAAGUGGGGCAAGGAGUCCAAAGCACUGGAUUCUGAAAGCAUUGCCAGUUUCUCUUUAUCCCAUCAUCUUGCAGCUUCUGUCCCUGAAACAUCUCUUUCUGUGCAAAUCUCUAGUAGUGGUAAUAAUCCUUUUACUUCUAAAUGGGGACAGGGCUCACAGGAUCAGGAUUCUGAAAGCUCUAAUGCUUGCGCUUCUUUGGAUCUCUCUCGUCCCCCUGCACCUUCUCUUCAUUCUGACUGUCACUUUAAUGACAAUAACCCCUUUGUAUGCAAGCUUGGGCGGGAACUAGAUGCACCGGGUCUCAAAACUGUUGCUGCUUCUUCUCCUUUCUUGCUUCCUUGUGAGGAAGACUGUUCCUCAGUAGAAAACACUGGUAAUCUGAAACACUCUCUUCAUGUGGCUUCAGGGAGCUCUUCAGACCUGGCUCUAACUAGUAAUGUAAAUACUGUGUCAGACUCUCUGAACACCCUUUCUGACAGCUCUGGCCUGGCUCCAAGGAAACAAUGGGGUUCACCAAAGGUUCAGGUAGAGACAUCUUUAAGUAAGUUAGGCGAUAGGAAAUCUGCGACCUUUCUCCUUGAAGAAUUGGAAGGUAUUACAGCAGGUACUGAGGGUUUGGAUGAGCAGCAACGUGCGGAACAGCACUCCGAUUUCAGUGAAAUGUUAUUCACGGAAUCAGACGGAAUAGGGAAGAGAGCAGGGUUUGCUCGCAAACUGGAAACAGAGUGCAGCCCAUCAUCAGAACUCCCUAGUGACAGCAUAAGCUCCACUCAAAGCGAGGAGACCACUGUUGAGGGUGAUGUGGAAACAGGCAGUACAAACAGUGAAACCAGCAUGAAGGAUGCCAGACAUCUUGCAUCUCUCUCGAAGUGUGAUGAUAACCUCUUACCAGGGAAUGGUGCUGAACAGCUACCUCCUGCUAAGAGCAAGCUAAAUGAGAAGCAGGAAAUCUUUAGUGAAAAGAGAAUGGAAGAACGUAAACCCAUGUUAGAGACCGAAGCAGCUCCUGAUAAAAAUGACUCCUUGUCGCAAGUGGGACCUACCAAACCAACCUUGAGAGUUUGCACGCUGCCCCCUCGGGAAGCUGAUGUAGGAAGAGCUGACAGUGAGGCUAGUUCCGUGUUUGUCAUGCCAAAGCCAGCACCAAGACUGUCUUUAUCGCUGAAGCCAUGCACGCCAGUUUCUGAGACUGAUGAGUUGAGUGGUGCUGUGCUUUCUUCAGAUGACAAUGUAAAAUCUGCUUCUGGGCUUCCAUUACACAAUGAGAAACCCUCAAGUGCUUAUGGAUGCCCCCCCAGAAAUGGUUCAUUAAAAACUGUCACUCCAACAACAGAUCUUAGAGGUGAUAGCAGUAAUAGUCAUUUAAAGUAUGAAAAUGAUGAUUUAUUUGACUCUCUUGCAAAUCUGAAGUCUGCCAUUCCAAUUGCUGGAGAUCAUGGUUUGAAACUGGCUAGUCUUCCUGUUAUUCUAGAGGGAGGCUCUGAUGAUGAGCUGCUGGAAGACUGUCAGGAGGAGCAUAAUGUCACUGCAGAUGAUAAAAACAUCUUGGAGGCUGGAAAGCAGUCUAUAGAUUUAAUGCCUUUGAGUGAAGAACUGAAAGAGCAUUCAGAUAACAGUUCUCCUGCAGAGAGUGUAACUCUGUCUGCUCAAGAAGGAGGAAGUGCCCCUGAUGUUUGUAAUUCUAGCAAACUACCCGUGCUACCCGCAAGAGUGCAUGUUUUCAAUGCAAAUAAUAAGAUAGCUGACUUAGGCGUAGGUGUGGCGACAUCUCAUUCCAGCGAGUGUAAUAGUCACUUUGAGAGACAAGAGCUAAAAAUAGAUAUUGGUGUUGAAGAGAGUGCAGAGUGUGAUUUCCUUGAGCCCUCUUCUUCUUGUCCCUCUGUGUCUAGUUCUUCCCAACCUUACUCUUCCUUUCAUUCUCUCCCAUCUCACACUGAAAGUAAUAGAGCAGAAUCUUCAAAAAAGCCAACAGCAGAGGGCUUCGCUGAUAAAGCAGAAAAUUCUGGCAAGAAGAAACUUCUUCAGGCAUGGGUUUCACCCUCUGAAACAUAUCCUAACCAAACUCAGCAGAGUGGUGAAACCAUGUCUCCUAAGCACAGACUUCAGCCUGUGAAGCCAAUGAAUGCCACAGCAAGCAAGUCUCAAACUAAAAAUAUGAAUGUCAUCAGCGCUAUGAAUGAAAAACUGCUUGAGAUGAGCGUAAAGAAAUACAAUCCUUCAGAUCCUGGCUAUGCUUAUGCUCAGUUAACACACGAUGAGCUGAUCCAGCUGGUCUUGAAACAGAAGGAUACAAUUAUCAAGAAAGAACUCCAGGUGCGUGAGCUUGAAGACUACAUCGAUAACUUGCUUGUCAGAGUCAUGGAAGAAACCCCAAACAUUCUUCGUGUUUCAACUUCCGGAAAUAAAAAAGCUGGAAAGAUAUAAAAGUUCUCUGAACUUUGAACAAAGGACUGAAUUCCUGCCAGUGGAGUUUGAUCAAUAAGGAGACAAUAUGAAGUAGGUGGUACUGGUGUGCUGCCCACAGGAAAUUACAUUUUUCCUGUUUCUGACUUGAGCAACUAUUAGAUUGAUUUGUAGGUGCAUCAGGUCUUAUAUAUAGAGUUCAAAAAUGGAGUCAACUUCUCAUAUUUAUUUUUUGGUAUCUCUUUGUUAUUGGGGAGGAUUUGUUAAGGAAUCUAAUCCGCAGGCUGAUUGUGAUGUCAGGGAUGAAGGGUUUUUUUGACAAGCUUUGCCAGCAAGGUACUGAUGAUCCUUUAUGAAGAUUUUUUUCAUGGUUCUGUUUCUUAGCAACUUUGACGGAUCAAUUAUUCUUCUUUCCACACUGUAAGUUGUAGUGCAAUAUAAAGCCUUGUACAGUAGAGCCUGAGGGUCUGCUUUGCUUUGAAUAACUACACUGGAAAAGUUCAAAGAGUUAUGCUUCAGAAUAAGACUGCUUGAGCUGUAUUUUAAAACCAUUUAAUGCCCUAACAUUUGAAUGCAAGUUAACUCCUAGUUUGGAAAGGAAGAAGCAAAGCUAAAAUACUGGCAUAAAUUAAAUAUUGCUUCAAGGGUGUUCUCCAAGAAAUAUUAGUGACUUUGGGCCAAAGGUGUAGUAAAUUAGAAGCUAUUCUUUCAUAGUCAUUGAAUUCCUGAUUUGAAGGUUGUUCAAACAAGGGAGGCAAAGGUACGCCCAGUUUCUGUUCUGUAUUCUUAAAUAGGUAUGGACUUUGCAGUAUGUGUGUUUGGCCUGUGUCUCUUGCUGUAUGAAAGUUCUGUGACAACCAGGAUACUAUACCAUUGCAGUUUAUUAAUUCUAAAUACCUUGGAUUUUGGAACUGGGGCUUACCUUGGAACAGCUUUCAAAGGUGACCAGUCUUAUAAUACUGUGUUUCAUACAUUCCUUAUACAUCUAAGAAAGGAACCAAUUCACCCUCCCUUUGGGAUGGGAGUCAAAAUGCUAACUCUCAAAUCUGAUUUGGUUUUCUGUGUGGUUUGAAGUUCAGAAUAAGAUGAAACUUUUAUGAAGCUGAAAAAGUGUGUUGGUUUUGCAAGACAAUCAGAUACUUCUGUCUGCUUCCUUAAUUUGUGGCCUGUUUGCAGCUUAUCUUCACAGCUCUUGGAUUUGUCAGGGUUGCGAGGGUCUGUGAUCUAAUACCAGGGAAUGGCUUGGAAAGAAGUCAAAAUAUUGAAAGAGUAGGUAGCAGAGAACUAAAACAAAUGCUCUCACUUUCUGAAGUGGAAAGGGUUGCUGGAGUCACUCUACAUCUCCAAAGGGGUGAGUUUCUAACAAAAUAUUCCUACAGCAGAGCACUUUAAUGAGGGAUAAGACUGGCUGGAUUGACUACUAACUUGUUAGUAGUCUGCAUAAUAUUUUCAUAGAACACUGGAAACUACUGGAACCUUCUCAAAUACUGUAAUUUUGUAGUGAAGAGUAGUUUAAUAUAUUUGCCUAGAGAUGUAUACAUUCUUUGGAAAAUACAAAAAAUGAUGUUAAUUACAUUUGUUACUGUAAACUGGCUAAUUACCAAAGUAUGGCCUAGCAGUUGAAGCUUUUCUGAUGCAACUCUCCUUCAGAGGAAGCUAGAGCUGAAAUAAGCCUAUUGCUUUAAGCAUUAAGAGUCUUCUAAGACUUCAGGUACUUAAUAGAGAUGAAUGCUGAAUUUUUGUUUGAGCAGAUGUCUCCAAUGAAGGGGUAGCUUUUUUCUUUUCUUUUUCUUUUUUUUUCUUUACAGUACCCUCUUCUGUGAAUGAAGGGUCUGAAAUGCAGAAUUUUUUAGUAACAUCUUCAGCUCUUGGCUGGUGGUUUAAAUUUUGAAUGGUACUAGUUGGCAUUACUGAAAACUACUGCUGCUUUUCGUGCCUUGAAACAGUGAGGAAGAUGAAACAUUAAUUUCAGUUUCUUCCUUGUGCCUCAGUGGAUCUCUGGAAAGAAAUGGUUUUCUAUACCUCACUAAUAAACCUGUCUUCUAGACUUUAUUCCACAGCUUUGACUUUCUGAUUCAGAGAAUCAGAGAAACCAAUAGUGCCUUUGAAUGAUGGCUUAACGGUUUGAAAUCAAAAAUGGUAUUAUCGGUAGUCAUAACUGGACACCUGUUAAGCAAGACUUAACUCUUGCUUUUUACUGGCCUUAUUUUAAAGUAAUAUGGGUACUACUUUGUCUUUGGCUGCUGAAAUCAUUGCGAUACUGUGUAUAAUGCUUUUGGAAUAAGGACUUUAUGAAGCUUAUACAGCUGAUAACGUGCAUUCCUGUUGGCAAGAGUGCGUAUCUGGAAGUCAUAUACACACACAUGCACACAAAAUAUAUGUUAAUAAUAAUCUUCUUAAAGAUAAAGCCUUAAAAUAGCCUUUCUUGGUAGCCUUUUUGCCAGUUAUGACUUUAUCCAGUCAUGUGGACUCCAAGUUCUCUGGCUUUUGCAGCCCGGGUUGUUCUCUCCUGUGGUUACAGGCGUUAAGUCUCACAUCGAACAGCAGGAGUGCUGCUGCAGGGUGACAGUCCUGUACAAGCCACAUUUUUACUUCAGUAGCUGUGAAAAUGUUGCACAAAUCUUGUACCUCAAUCUUUUAUUGGCAAUACUAUUUAAAGCCUUUCUUUGGUAUAAGGGGUUUGGCAUUUUAUGUCAAACAAGGUGCUUAGCCUCGUGAGUAGUGACUUUAAGGCUUGAGAAUUGAGUGUAUUGUUUUAUUAUUGAAGGAUCUGAAUGUAUCUUUUCCUGUUUAUACCAUCUGCUUUUACCCUGGAUACCUAUUUGUUUUUAAAUGACCUUUGGUUUUGUGGAACACUAAAAUAAAAAUAUCUUAAAUCCA
This is a messenger RNA of Dromaius novaehollandiae (emu), 8985 nucleotides long. RefSeq names its product RAB11 family interacting protein 1 (gene RAB11FIP1). NCBI's taxonomy places the organism in Eukaryota, Metazoa, Chordata, Aves, Casuariiformes, Dromaiidae. Gene Ontology annotation, biological process: regulated exocytosis. Gene Ontology annotation, cellular component: intracellular membrane-bounded organelle. Gene Ontology annotation, molecular function: small GTPase binding. The coding region runs from base 2293 to 6126 and encodes 1277 amino acids. The transcript has 6 exons. The record is from RefSeq and is a predicted model, not a curated record.